Molecule: messenger RNA, 2233 nt
Organism: Trichomycterus rosablanca
Lineage: Eukaryota; Metazoa; Chordata; Actinopteri; Siluriformes; Trichomycteridae
Product: dual specificity tyrosine-phosphorylation-regulated kinase 4-like
Exons: 16
Coding region: 1-1701 (566 amino acids)
Biological process (GO): peptidyl-serine phosphorylation; peptidyl-threonine phosphorylation
Cellular component (GO): cytoplasm; nucleus; cytoskeleton
Molecular function (GO): protein serine/threonine/tyrosine kinase activity; ATP binding; protein serine/threonine kinase activity
Source: RefSeq, a predicted model, not a curated record
AUGGAAACACUAGGCGCGAGGCAGGCACACGCGCCCCCGGACCGGGCGCCAAUCCAUCACGGGGCUUCCGUCCCCUCGGACGUCAUGACGGUCAUGCCUGUGAAGAUGCCUGACCGCCGAGAGAUUCGCACCCAAAAUUCGUCCUGGAUUGUGAAGUGUGAUGCCCUACCACCGCUUAACAUCACACAGAUUAAGCCUGCGUGUCAGCCCGGCCAGCAGCAGGUGUUUCCUAAGUGUUUCAAUCGAAGGCUCAAGAAACAGCAUAUUAAGCCUAUACAUCCGCCCCAGUGGCAGCAGGGAGAGAAGCGUAAACCCCUUCCACCGCUUAACAUAGUGCAGAUUAAGCCUGAACAUCGACCCCUCAAGCAGCAGAAGGGCAACAAACUUCCAGACAUUCUGCCACCACUGAAUUCCAAACCAAGGGCAACCCACAAGAUCGAGGCAAAGCACCAGGGCUUUGGAGUUUUUCCCAACAUCAACAAGAAGGAGCAGCCAAAAAUCAUUCCCGUCCAGCAGAAGCGUUGUCCUGGUCAGAGGCCGGUGGCUCCAGAUUUCAAUAAAAAGAAGGAGAUACGUCAGGAACUUGCCAACGUCAAGUCGGAGGCCAAUCAGUUCCCUCUCACUCCCAAAGAUGUGCUGAAUUCCUAUGGAAAAAACAUGACCAAAAACGAGCGUGACGAGAUCCUUUAUUACUCUGAGAUCUGGUAUUUAGGCCACAUAACCAAGAAGGCUGUCAGGUUCCUCACCGACUCACAGAACCCGCAAUCUGACAACAAGGCCAACCUGAGGUACGAUCAUAUUGCGUACCGUUACGAGGUGCUGGAAAUGCUUGGAAGUGGAAGCUAUGGGCAGGUCUACAAGUGUCUGGAUCAUAAGACCAGUGAGAAGGUGGCUAUUAAAGUGAUCAGUUCCAACAGUGCUAUGAUAGGAGAAGCGAAAAUGCUGGAUUUCCUGCGGAUGAAGGAUAAAAACAGCUCCUGCAACAUCAUACACAUGAAGGAAUACUUUUACUUCCGCACCCAGCUCUGCAUUGUGUUCGAUCUCGUGGGGCAAAAUCUGUACAACCUCCUAAAGAAGAACAAGUUUAAGGGUCUCAGCCUGGGUCAGGUACGCAACAUCGCCCAGGAACUGCUCAAGUGCCUGAGACUGCUGGAAAAAGAGAAGAUCAUCCAUGGUGAUCUCAAACCUGAGAACAUCGUACUGUCACCAGAUAAACCAAGUGGGAUCAAAGUCAUUGAUUUUGGGUUCAGCUGCUUUGAGCAUCAGCAAGAGUACCCAUGCAUCGGGACUCAAUAUUACUGCGCCCCAGAGGUGAUGGUGCGCAAGCGGUACACCACCGCCAUCGACAUGUGGAGUCUGGCCUGCAUCCUGUGUGAGCUGUACACCGGCGAGCCUCUGUUUUACGGAGAGGAUGAGACGUACCAAAUGUCCUGCAUGAUGGAGGUGCUUGGAAAGCCUCCGUCUGACUUCGUCUCGUCGAGGAGGGAACUGUUCUUCGACUGUAAGGGCCGACCCAUCAAGACAGAAGACCACGAUGGCAGGCAGAGAGUCCCCGGCUCCCAAGAUCUGGCCAGCGUGUUAAACACUGAUAACGAGCUGUUCCUGGACUUCAUCAAACGUUGUCUGACUUGGGACCCAAAGAUGCGCCUCAUGGCGAAGGAGGCCCUGCAGCAUAAGUGGAUUCAGCAGGGACGUCAUUAACGUCAACAACAGGACCGGUGCACACACACCUGUCAUCAGUGCUGAGAGAUGCAGAAAGGACCGAAUUCAGGACAUCUCAGCCAUGGAACAGGAGUAGAACCACAAGGGUCACCUCUCAAAAAAAAGAGAGAGAAGAAAAGAAAUCCCUUUAUGUACAAUAUUAGCAGUGGAUAUGACUCGACGGGUCCUAUCUAAUGAUUUUAUUGUUUUUAUAUCUAUUUCUCGAUCUAGGUGGGACCCCAAGAUGCAUCCCAUCACCGGCUAUGCAGAAGAUUAAAGGAGUGCACAAGGGGUGACAGGCCAAAUUUAGUUCCCUUACAGCCUGGUGGAGCUGCUCUAAAGAAAUUAAACCAUCGACAUUCAUUGUUGAUCAUCGUUGGAACAGAUGCCCUGGAGAGCACCAUUCCUGAUCGAUGAUAUGAAGACAUCAACAAAGUCCUCCAAUGUCACAAAACAUGACCACUUUCUUCCAUCAGAUGUUAUUAUUGUAAAAUAGGUUUUCAAUAAUAAAUAAAAAUCUAAAAACAUUACA